ACCUAUUAAAUCUAUUCUAAAGAUAUAGACCUACUACUCUACUGGACUAGACGUCAUUAGAUCUUGAGAAAUAUCUCUAGAUUAAAUUAUUCUAAAGACUCCAGUAGACCAGUUUUAAUUAUAGUUUAGCCCCUGGUAUUUCUUUUUUCAACUAGACUAGAUCUAUCAAAUUUCUUUGUGGAAUUAUUAAGAUGGGGAAAAUAAAAGGUGGUGCAGUUGUUGAAAUGCAAGGAGAUGAAAUGACACGAAUUAUAUGGGACGAUAUCAAGAACAAACUUAUUCUACCUUUUGUUGACCUGGAGAUUCACUUUUUUGAUCUCAGUGUUGAAAAUCGUGAUGCUACUGAGGACCAAGUGACUGUUGAUGCAGCCAAAGCAAUACAAAAAUAUAAUGUUGGAAUCAAAUGUGCUACUAUUACCCCUGAUGAAAAAAGAGUUGAAGAGUUCAAUUUAAAGAAAAUGUGGAAAUCCCCUAAUGGAACCAUCCGAAAUAUUCUUGGUGGCACAGUGUUUCGAGAAGCCAUCAUUUGUAACAACAUUCCACGACUGGUGCCAGGCUGGACAAAAAGUAUUGUCAUUGGUCGUCAUGCAUUUGGUGAUCAGUACAGAGCUACUGACUUUGUUGUGCCUGGACCAGGUAGGGUCACCAUAACGUACACACCGACCAAUGGUGAAUCCCCUACUGAGUACACAGUGUUUGAUUUUGAGAAGUCUGGAGGUGUUGCCAUGGGAAUGUACAACACAGAUGAGAGUAUAACAGAUUUUGCUCACAGUUCAUUCCAGUUUGCUCUACAAAAAGAAUGGCCACUAUACUUAAGUACAAAAAAUACAAUCCUCAAAAAAUAUGAUGGAAGAUUUAAGGACAUAUUUCAAGACAUUUAUGAAAAGAAUUAUAAGGAACUAUUUGAAGCCAAGAAAAUUUGGUAUGAACAUCGACUAAUAGAUGAUAUGGUGGCCUAUUGCAUGAAAUCUGAAGGCGGAUUUGUCUGGGCUUGUAAGAAUUAUGACGGUGAUGUUCAGUCUGAUUCUGUAGCUCAAGGAUUUGGGUCAUUAGGCAUGAUGACUAGUGUCCUAGUUUGUCCUGAUGGUAAAACUGUAGAGGCUGAAGCUGCUCAUGGCACAGUCACUCGACAUUAUAGAAUGUACCAACAAGGCAAAGAGACUUCCACUAAUCCUAUUGCUUCUAUAUUUGCCUGGACCCGUGGGCUAGCUCAUAGAGCCAAGUUGGACAAUAAUGCUGAGUUGCAAAAAUUUGCAGAAAAUCUAGAAAGUGUGUGUGUAGAGACCAUUGAGUCAGGGAUUAUGACUAAGGACCUUGCUAUUUGUAUUAAGGGCAUGAACAGUGUGACUGCCUCUGACUAUCAAGAAACUUUUCAAUUUAUGGAUACACUGGCUGAAAAUCUCAAGAGAAAAAGGGAGUCAGCUUGACUAAACAACUCCAACAUAUCUGACUUGUGUAAACCAAAAUUAUAAAUUGUUUAUGUACAAACUUUUCUACUAUUUCCCCUAGCUAUCCUGAUCUAUUUUAUAUCUUACUUUGAUGUAAUUUUUUUUUUUUUUAACAUUUUAUGUUCAUUUUAUUUACUACAAAUUUUAAAUAUUUUUAACUGAUUUUAAAACUAGUCAAAAGGUGAAGCAACUAACAAAAUAUUUACUUCUAAAUAUUUCUUUCCUCUUGUCAACAAUUCACUUCUGUGCCUUACAAGUUAAUCCCCUGUAUUGAUUUGUCCACUCUGUCACAGAGAGCUUACUUGUUGAAAAUAUAAGCAAAUAUUCUUUUCUGUCAGUCAUUCAUUUUCUAGAAAGCUGAGCAGCUUAUCUUGAUUAAAAAUAGUUGUCAGACAUUGAAUACUUUUGGCUGAAUACAACCACUAGCCUAGUCUUUUAGACAUUGGAAGUAUUGCUAGUUUAAUAUGAUGAUAAGAGAUGAAUGCUGGUCAUAGAAAUGCUUUGAAACUCUGUUCACUAUUGUCUUUAAUAAAAUCCUAGUUUUUAAUUUAUGAAUUUUUCAUGAUCCCAGUGCAUAGUUUCUGGUAUUUGUUGGAGGACUUAUGUUCAUCUUUUAUAGAAAAGCUUUACAUUGACCUUUUUCAAACAACAGCAACUAACGAUCAGUGCUUUCAGCAUGCCCACUUUAGUUGAUACAAACUAUAUCUAUGUAUACUUUUUUAAACAAACAAAAUGCUAAAUAGCAAUGUUUAACUUUGUGAUGGACUUUGGAUGCAUUUUGAGUAGAAUUUUUAAAAUAUGUUUGUUACCUUUAAAAGUAUCAGGCCUUAGUAUUAUUUUAUAAUGUAGCAUUGUCAAGUGAUUGUGUAUCCCAUUUACAGGGUCCAUUUAUCACUAGUGUUUGUUUAUAUUAAACAGACAUCUAAUAGAUUAUACAUUUGAUUCAACUUUAUUAACACAAUUAAUGUUUAAAUACAAUUUUGUAACUUUUUAGUUGUUUUAAAAGGGGAAAUGCUUAGUAUAUAAAUGUAUUAAAUGAUUAUAUUUAUAAAGCAUUUAUGUCUUACAAUAAAGACAAUGUGUAAAUCAUGAACAA
Messenger RNA from Biomphalaria glabrata, 2544 nucleotides. RefSeq names its product isocitrate dehydrogenase [NADP] cytoplasmic-like. The record is from RefSeq and is a predicted model, not a curated record. NCBI's taxonomy places the organism in Eukaryota, Metazoa, Mollusca, Gastropoda, Planorbidae. Gene Ontology annotation, molecular function: isocitrate dehydrogenase (NADP+) activity; NAD binding; magnesium ion binding. The transcript has 12 exons. Bases 192 to 1427 code for a protein of 411 amino acids. Gene Ontology annotation, cellular component: peroxisome; mitochondrion; cytosol. Gene Ontology annotation, biological process: isocitrate metabolic process.